Molecule: messenger RNA, 1127 nt
Organism: Brachypodium distachyon (stiff brome)
Lineage: Eukaryota; Viridiplantae; Streptophyta; Magnoliopsida; Poales; Poaceae
Exons: 5
Coding region: 25-711 (228 amino acids)
Source: RefSeq, a predicted model, not a curated record
AGCAGAGUCGAUUCGAGUAGCGCAAUGGGGGGCGGCGGCGGUAGCCCUACGGCGAGCGGCAGCAGCAGCGACGAUGACGGGGACGCGACGUGGAAGGCGGCCAUCGACUCCGUCGCCACCACGGGGUUCGGCUACCCGUUGCCUAACGGCGCGGCGAAGGCAGCCGCUGGAGGUGGCGGCGGCGAGGCUAACCACGGCUUGGAGCAGCAGCCGCUGGAGGAGAAGACGCAAGCGCCUGGUCUUAAGCUAUACCAGAUCAAGGUAAGAAAUAUGUUGGAUGAUGUGUUAGAGAAAAACCUUGAAAUUGUCAGAACUCCUUGCUUGAACUUGGCUGACCCUAUGGAAAUAGAUGGAGUGAUAAAAUUAUUCAAGAAGGCACCACCUGGCAUCAGAAUUGAGGACAUAGACAAAUACCACGUGCAACUCAAGAGACCCAGAAUUCUGCCUUGGUCUGAGAUUGACGAGAAAUCAAAGAAGUUCAGGCAUAUGCUUCAGUCUGUUGUUGUUGAUGGUGACGACGUACUUGUUUCCGCAAAAGAAGCAUCCCAGAUUUCAUUGGCCAAACUGGAAGCUAGAGAAACUGCAGCAAAGGCCAAAGCCAAGAGGGAGGAAGAACGGGUGAAGGAGCUGAAGAAGGUCAGGGGAGAGAAAUGGCUUCCUUCUAUUGCUAGACAAAUGAAGAAAGAAAAAGCUUUGGAGCAACGGAAGUGAUAGUGUAUCACAUCUGUAGGAGCAUAUGCUAAUCUCUGAGACCGCUAUGAGGAUGCCCUUUUCGGGAUGCCAUCUGUGCUUAAGAGGCUCAAGAUGGAUAUUAUGAUGAACUAACUGUUUUGGUCUAGUCUAGAGAACAUAGCUCUGUAUUCUGGAUAUCACAUCAGAAUUCAUAUUUCAUGUAGUUAUGUUGGCAAAAAAACAUGUAAUGUUCCAGUUGUGAUAUGGAAGUAGCAUACAUUCUUUGGAGACUCAUCAGGAAGCCAAUGAUAGUUUGUCAAGCAGUCUCUGCCUUGUACAACUGGGUCUGAAACUUCCAUGUAUACAUGCAUAGGGGCAUGUAUUGUCUGGCAACAUCUACUGCGGCCCUGAAAUUUUCAUAUUAAUUUGAUGAUGUGUGAUUUCGUAUGCAUAAA